Ruditapes philippinarum (Manila clam) is the source of this 1673-nucleotide messenger RNA. RefSeq lists its product as uncharacterized. Bases 1154 to 1474 code for a protein of 106 amino acids. The record is from RefSeq and is a predicted model, not a curated record. The transcript has 2 exons. NCBI's taxonomy places the organism in Eukaryota, Metazoa, Mollusca, Bivalvia, Venerida, Veneridae.
UGUGUAUUAUGUAAAUGGAAUUGUAAUUCUGGAGACAGGCCAGCAUGCAGGGAGAAAUAAAGUAUUUUUUAUUGAAUAUGUCAAUAAGUAAAAAUAUAUUUUAAAAGGUUAUUGAAUAAUUAAGUAAUAAUAUCAAUAAGGUAUAUUUUACAGACGAUAGGAUGUGUCAAAUAGAUGUUGUCUAGUUAGCUAGCAGAUAGAAGUUUAAUGGUUCUACUCUGGUGCAACCCCUUGCCUGAAACAUUGCACUUAGACGCACAUCUUCAUGUACCAGAAGUGCUGGAGUGUCGCCAUAUGACUUAUUAACCAACAAAUCAAUUGUAAUAUGUUAAGUUUAAAAAAUUUGUUUCGAUAAAGUAAAUAUUUACAUUUUGAGAUAAUUGUCACCGGCCCUUUCCCAUAACAUGCAUUACACUUAGGGACACAUCUGCAAAUACAGCUGGAGAGUUUCCAUAUGGCAUUAGAGCUGUGACUACUGGAGCAUUGAAGGACUUGGCAGACACUGUGAAAGUUGAUCAAGACUGGUAUCGAUUCUUCGAGAGUUCCGGUGCUGAUAUACUCGCAAGAAGCAGUCGUGUUUGGGGCAGCUUUCUACACCUCUGUGCCGGCAGAUUUGUAAGAUUGGAAGUUGUUUCAGUGUGGAGUGAGAUAGACACGGUGUAUUGUUAGGUAAAACUUGCCCUUUGAUGUCACGGGUAGUUCUCAUUAAAGGUAAUGAGACAUGUAGAUGUUCAUAAAAGAUGGUUCGAAAUUCCUGUAAAAUCAAAUAAAUAUGUCGUUAUAAUCACCGCUAUUUCCAUUUUGAAUAAUGUGCUAGAAUUUUGUUUGGACGAGGAAAUUCCCAUAGCUUUAUUAAUUGUAGUUUGACUUGCAAGCUACUUUAAGACAGUUUAGUGGUUUUACUUAAAUACCUACUCGUGUUAGAGACAAUGCAUAUAACGGCAAUUUUUCAUUGACCAAUUAAGCUUAAAUAUUGCCAUAUGACUUGAGAAGAAAUAAAGAUAAUUUGUAACUAGUUAAAUUCUUAAAAGGUUUGUUUAUAAUAAAUAUUCACAUUUUGCUAUUUGACUGUUGUUCUGCUAACCCUAGUGACCUUUCAGUAAACCCUUGAAAAUGAAUGCUAGAUUGGUGUCGAACGUUGUGAUGGUGGAUAAUGUCGGAAUGCGGAUGGUUGUGUAACAUUGGUGAACAGUUUGUGUUGGGAAGUUGCAUGAUGGAGCAUUGGGACACAUCUGCAAAUACAGCUGGAGAGUUUCCAUAUGGCAUUAGAGCUGUGACUACUGGAGCAAUGAAGGACUUGGCAGACACUGUGAAAGUUGAUCAAGACUGGUAUCGAUUCUUCGAGAGUUCCGGUGCUGAUAUACUCGCAAGAAGCAGUCGUGUUUGGGGCAGCUUUCUACACCUCUGUGCCGGCAGAUUUGUAAGAUUGGAAGUUGUUUCAGUGUGGAGUGAGAUAGACACGGUGUAUUGUUAGGUAAAACUUGCCCUUUGAUGUCACGGGUAGUUCUCAUUAAAGGUAAUGAGACAUGUAGAUGUUCAUAAAAGAUGGUUCGAAAUUCCUGUAAAAUCAAAUAAAUAUGUCGUUAUAAUCACGGCUAUUUCCAUUUUGUAUAAUGUGCUAGAAUUUUACUUGGACGAGGAAAUUGCCAUAGCUUUACUAAUUGUAGUUUGAC